UUUACACGGGACAGUCCAAUCCACCAAGACUUCCUAUGAGUUUCAGAAAUAAUUGAACUUCCUUCCAACUUCAGAAAAGUGCGACGAAAUGAAUAUGCAAAUAAUUUUGCUAUGCAUGUGCUUUAUGUGUUUUACGUGCUGCAAUGCCAUACCAUGUGACUCCUGUGGCAAGGAGUGUGCCAGUGCCUGCGGAACCAAACAUUUUCGAACCUGCUGCUUCAACUAUCUACGCAAACGCAGCGAUCCGGAGGCACUGCGUCUUAGCUCAGAUAAGCGGCUGAUAGACUUUAUACUGCUGCAAGGACAUGCUCUCUUCACGCAGGAGUUGCGCGAACGCCGCAACAAUGGCACCCUUAAUGAACUGGACAUAACCAACUACUAUAAUUGAAAACCGCAACUGAUACCGGCAACUACAAUACAGGAAUAAAGGACUGUUUGAAAUGUUAAUUUUUCAAUAAAAGGCGUACAACUUUUGGGCAAUGUGCUUUAUAAAGCAGUUAA
Molecule: messenger RNA, 501 nt
Organism: Drosophila grimshawi
Lineage: Eukaryota; Metazoa; Arthropoda; Insecta; Diptera; Drosophilidae
Gene: Trissin
Product: trissin
Exons: 3
Coding region: 89-388 (99 amino acids)
Source: RefSeq, a predicted model, not a curated record